GUAAAAUCUUUUUAUUUUGUUAGUUCUUUCGCCAUUACUGCUACUGCUUCCCAUAUGGUUUCGUAAAUAAAAUAAAUGACUGUCAGGUUUGCUCACUUCUUCUGUAGGGAAAGGAUCCCUCUACCCAUCUCUUUUGUCAAGAACCAUUCUGCCGUGAAAAGCAGUUACUACUGACAGAAAGUCAGUAGAAUAACUUUAUUAAAAGGAAAAGAAGCUGUAUCUGUUAUUAAGCUGAAAGAACCUGUCGUGGAUCACGUUUUAAGAAAUUUUCAUCAUGGCAAAACUUGCGUCGCCGAAAGGGGCAUCUGUUUUAUCUCACCUUAAUCAAGAUGAACAGAAAAACAAAGACCAAAAAGCACUAAAAGCCAAAGAAGCAACUGUUCAUGAGGAGGACUCUGAAUCCGAUUCUGAUGAAGCGCCCGAAGAGGUUUCUGUCAAAAGUAGCUCUGUAGAAGCAAAGGAGAAGCUGAAACAACUCCACGAACACGAGAGAAGAAUACGACAAAAUGAGAAGGAAAAACGUAGACUUGCUAACGAAAGGAAUCGCGAACGAAACGUAACUUUACAAGAAGCGAAAAAACUGGAUCUAUCUAUUCUAGAGGAUGCUGCCAAGGAAGAAGAAGCAAGACAACAGGAAGGAGAAGAGUGGGGCGAUGAUGAUAGGGAAAGUUUGGUAUCUGUCCCAACGAACAAAAAAAUUUUGUUUCCAACCGAGGAGGCUCCUCCUAAGAAGCGUAAAAACAAAUUUGUUGUAAAGAAGGGCGAUUUCAAAGUCUCGGUAUUGGAUUCCUCAAACAAAGAUGAUUUAGCUCCUGGAUCAGAUACAAGAUUAUCUCAAAAGAAACGAUCUUGGCUUCAACGCCAAGUCGUUCCUCGUCAAAAUAAACGCCGCAAACCUCUUACUGCUGGCUCUUUGUAGACGAAUUCUUUUUUUCGAGUUUCAGUUUGUCCAGCUAUAAAAGACAUCUGUUGGUGAUCUUUAUCCACGUACUCUACGCACAAGUGCUCCCAUAAAGAAAGGAGAGCUUGUUAGCUAAAAAAAAGAAAAAGAAAGAAGGACUGGUUUUUGGUUAAAAAAGAAUAUUACGACUACUAUGGCUCUUAAUUACUAAUUUAUUUUUUGGAUAGUUUCUUCUUUAUUAAUCUUUGUGUCUGUACUGUAAGCAACAAGAAUAAAUUUUGCAUUCUUUGUAGGUA
This is a messenger RNA of Schizosaccharomyces cryophilus OY26, 1197 nucleotides long. RefSeq names its product U3 snoRNP-associated protein Utp16. Gene Ontology annotation, molecular function: snoRNA binding. The record is from RefSeq and is a predicted model, not a curated record. Gene Ontology annotation, biological process: rRNA processing. Lineage: Eukaryota; Fungi; Ascomycota; Schizosaccharomycetes; Schizosaccharomycetales; Schizosaccharomycetaceae. The transcript has 2 exons. Bases 275 to 919 code for a protein of 214 amino acids.